AUGCGGUCCUUUGCUACCCUCCUUCUCUCGGUGGCGAUAGCCUCACAGCACGCACUAGCAGCACCCACGCCAGACACCUCGGCAUCAGAACCCCUCAUCCCAUUGGUCGUCAGGGAUGCCCAUCCCGAGGCUCACGAGAGUGAUGCCUUCACCGUCAAGCAGGUCAGAAAUGAGGGCUUUGUACAACCUUCCGGCCUCGAGGCCCUCAUGCAUGCCUACGCCAAGUACAACGCUACGAUACCCAACGACAUCAAGCUGGCCGUCAAGAUUAACGUCCAGGUCCAAGAAAAGCAGCAAAAGAGAGGCAACAUGUGGGGGACAGCAGUGGCAUACUCGCCUGGUAACAGCGACUACGCCUACCUCAUCCCCGUCCAGCUCGGCAUUCCUGCACAAACAAUCAACCUCGACCUCGACACUGGCUCAGCAGAUGUCUGGAUGAUCACCAACGAGACCCCGUCAAGCCAGGUCAAGGGCCAGCAGGUCUACGACCUCCGCAAGUCGAGGUCGGCGACCAGGCUCAACGGCUUCUCCUGGCACAUCGGCUACGGCGACGGCUCCGGCGCCCGCGGCAACGUCUACUACGAGCGCAUGGCCAUCGGCUCCGCCUCGUACGCCCGCCAGGCCAUCGGCUCCGCCACCUCCAUCUCCGCCUCCUUCACCAACGACCCCAACAUCCCCGGCCUGCUCGGCCUGGGCUUCAAGAAGGGCAACACCAUCAGCCCGCGCCAGCAGAACACCUUCAUGGACAACAUCGCCCGCAGCCUCGCCUCGCCCGUCUUCACCGCCAACCUCAAGCACGGCACGCCGGGCAACUACAAUUUCGGCUACGUCGCCGGCUUCGAGUACACGGGGGCCAUCAGCUGGGGCGGGAUCGACCAGAACUCCAUCUACUGGCAAUUCUACGUGACCGGGUUCCAGAUCGGCUCGGGCGGCCGGUUCAAUAGCCUCAUCUUCCCGGCCAUCGCCGACACGGGCACCUCGCUGCUGCUGCUGCCCGACAGCAUCAGGAACGCCUACUACGCGCAGGUCCGUGGCGCCGGCUUCGACAGCUACUGGGGCGCCGUCGUCUUCCCCUGCGGCUCCUUCCUGCCCGACUUCCGCUUCGGCCAGGGCUCCUACCGCGGCUUCAUCCCGGGCCGGUACAUGAACUACGGCCAGAUCAACGCCACGCACUGCUUCGGCGGCAUCCAGAGCUCCGGCGGCUUCUCGUUCGCCAUCUUUGGCGACAUCGCGCUCAAGGCGCAGUUCGUCGUCUUUGACUAUGGCAACAAGCGCCUCGGCUUUGCGAACAAGAGGCUGACGUGA
This is a messenger RNA of Thyridium curvatum, 1305 nucleotides long. RefSeq lists its product as uncharacterized. Bases 1 to 1305 code for a protein of 434 amino acids. Gene Ontology annotation, biological process: proteolysis. NCBI's taxonomy places the organism in Eukaryota, Fungi, Ascomycota, Sordariomycetes, Thyridiales, Thyridiaceae. The record is from RefSeq and is a predicted model, not a curated record. The transcript has 3 exons. Gene Ontology annotation, molecular function: aspartic-type endopeptidase activity.